Alternaria alternata is the source of this 2178-nucleotide messenger RNA. RefSeq lists its product as hypothetical. Gene Ontology annotation, biological process: monoatomic cation transport; transmembrane transport. The coding region runs from base 480 to 1925 and encodes 481 amino acids. The record is from RefSeq and is a predicted model, not a curated record. Gene Ontology annotation, molecular function: monoatomic cation transmembrane transporter activity. NCBI's taxonomy places the organism in Eukaryota, Fungi, Ascomycota, Dothideomycetes, Pleosporales, Pleosporaceae. The transcript has 4 exons. Gene Ontology annotation, cellular component: membrane.
CAUAACAAUCCCAACUGUGUUGAAAAAGCAAGCCGACUGUCUAACUCGAUAGAUCAGAGCUUGUACACUUUUGCGGGGUGAUGUGCCGCGACGGUACCUGCCAAGGCGAUGAAACCUCGAUGGUUGACGCGGAGGCGCCGCGAUCGCGUCCACCACGCGACGCUAGAGAGGUGAUGUCAUAGCACCCAUUCAGCGACAUUUGACGCAGCCUGGAGCAAGCACUACCGAGAGUAUAUCCCUCUGAUGCAGGGACACUGCCACAUGUGGCAUAGUGUCUCCAGUUUAUGAUGCGCUCUCCAACGCUAUUACGCAUUGGCGUCUUCCAUGUCUCGGAAUCUUGGCUGCCAUGGUUUGACAGCGCGUCGCGUCUUCCUUCUUGUAAGCUUGGUUUUCUUGUCAGCCCUUGACUACAACCUCUUUCUUUCUCAAACCUUGCACCGAUACCCUAGGAGUUCCGGAAACUUCGAAAAUUACGAGCUAUGGUCGGAACCAGACGCAACAUUCUCAACAGCCACAACAGCAACGGCAGCAUUAACAGCAGAAGCAAUGCCAACGAGUUCAGUAAAUACCAGCGUGUCGACCUGGAAGGCGGAUAUGGAGGAAAUAAUCCUGUCAAAUCAAAGAAGCGAUUUCGUGACGCGAUCGACCAAACUGUGAAGGACAAUCGCGCCAACGAGAUGAAGAAGAAGUUGAUCGAUAAUAUCGACCAUGAAGCGCUGGAAUUUUUCAGGAAGAGCGAUGAGAGUCUCAAAUCCAUCAAGAAUAAGAAAGUACGCGGCUUCUACGAGGAGCAGAACUCGCGCUUGGACGACUGGGCAGAAGUAGACAUGGUUGUUUCCUCGCUUGCCGAUGAUAUUGUGGAUAGUAUGAAUCCGCGAGAUACCGAUGGCGACGGAGUAGCAGAAGAUCGUGGACCGUUGGGCAAUAGCGGCGAGGAAUUGGAACCUUUUCUCCCCGAAGAAGAGCGUGACCGAAGAGCGAGAUCCGCCAAACACGCACGAUGGGCGAUUAACAUCAACGUCCUUGUAAACGUCCUUCUACUCGCGGCCAAGGGUGUAGCAGCAAUUUGGUCCAGCUCUUUGUCGCUGAUCGCGUCUCUUGUUGAUUCGGCACUUGACUUGCUAUGCACUAUCAUCAUCUGGACCACCAACAAACUCGUUGGCUGGCGUUUGCAGAGUCUAAAAAAGAAGUUUCCCAUCGGCCGACGACGCCUCGAACCCAUUGGAAUUCUGGUCUUCUCUAUCAUCAUGGUUAUAUCGUUCCUACAGAUUCUGCAAGAGUCGGUCAAGAAGCUCCUGCCAAGCGGCGACCACAGUGUAUCCCAGUUGCCACCCGCUGCUAUCUUCGCCAUGGUAGCUACAAUCGUCGUCAAGGGCACUAUCUGGUUUGGAUGUGCAAGGGUCAAGACAACGCAAGUACAGGCCCUCGCCCAAGACUGCAAAACUGGUGCGUUUGUGUCUUCCCCCAACCACGUAUAUCUGCUAACCGACACAGACGUUUAUUUCAACACACUUUCCCUUCUUUUCCCUCUCAUCGGCGGCCACGUCGGUGUCUGGUGGCUCGAUCCUCUCGGCGCAGCUUGCCUUUCGCUAUACAUCAUCUACGACUGGGCUUGCACUUGUUUCGAAAAUGUCACUCGUCUGACUGGUGAAGCAGCCAAUGACCGUGUGGAGCGCAAGAUGAUGUACAUGGCGUACCGCUUCUCACCCCUCGUUGAAGGUUUCAAGAGUCUCAAGUGCUACCACGCAGGUGAUGGUGUCUGUGUGGAGAUUGAUGUGCUCAUGAAGGAGGAGACACCGCUGAGGAAAUGUCAUGACAUUGCCGAGACUCUGCAGUACUGUCUAGAAGGCUUAAAUGAGGUGGAUCGCGCUUUUGUGACAAUGGACUACACUUCACAAGGUCCCACAGGCCAUGCUGGUAGCUAGGUUUAUGCCUGCCAGUGAUGUACAUUUGGAGCCGUUCCUUACUCUUAGCAUAGCGUGUCUGGCGUUCGGUCAGUAUUACAAACACUUACUUUCUUCAAUACGACUAUUCGGUAAAACCUUUCCUUUCGUAGCUUAUCGCUGCAUUUUCCACCCGGCGCUACGACUUAUGAGGUUCGCGAGAAGCGCGUUGUGGUCAAUACACGGAAUGAAUGACCAAACCUGCACAACCUGAGACCCAAAACAUUCCGCUCAU